Molecule: messenger RNA, 616 nt
Organism: Rhododendron vialii
Lineage: Eukaryota; Viridiplantae; Streptophyta; Magnoliopsida; Ericales; Ericaceae
Exons: 2
Coding region: 180-482 (100 amino acids)
Source: RefSeq, a predicted model, not a curated record
CCCUCAUUCCUCCCCUAAAACUAAAAACAUGCUACCCCUUCUUCUCCUCCCCUCUCGCGUCUGAGAAACGACGCACCAGUAGCCCCCCACCUCUCCACCUCCCUCCACUCCGACCGACGAGCACAGCCGCUGAUGACCCACCACCACGCGACGAAGACCCUCUCCAUCUGCUCGAGGUAAUGCUCUCCCUCCCCCUCUCUCGAAGAAAUGGAAAGGAAGGUCGAAGCAGGGUCAAAUUGCGAAAAUCGAAUCGCACCACCAAAGCUCUAUUGCCAAGGCUGGUCCGGAUUCUAUUGGCAUCGUUGCUGUUUCCCGCAACUAUUAAAUCCUCAUCUGUUUGUGUGCCUAUCUCUCUGGUUGAUUUGCUGGAUUGGUUUGCCCAAAAUGUCAAAGGCGAGAGCUUCAAGUGCAGAAUUAUGAAAUGUUCAUUGGGAGCUGCAGUGUAUCCCAUCUGGAGGGAGAGAAACUUACAAGUGUUCUAACAGAAAACGAUGGCUAGUGAUGAAGUUGCUCGGAAUGCUGUUAACUCCAUGAGGGACUUUCUCAGUUCCAUGAGAAGAGUAAAGUUAUCCAUGGAGAAUAAAAGAUUGUGUGCUGAAUGAGGACUUGUUGAUCA